GAGGAGGAGGUUUGACCCGCAGGACUUUCUCUGCUUCUGCUCGGUUUCCUGUUGGACGCAACGACAGGGAGGGAAGAGACAAAGGGCUCCGUCCAGACCCCCCCCCCCCCCGCUCCUCAUAUACCCGGGACAUCCUCCGUCCGCUUCCAGACGCACCUUCCGCGCGGGCUGACGCUCACCACUGCGCACUGAGCCGCACGGAUCCGCACGAACCACGACCCCGAGGAAAGCACCGGGAACCUCUGAACGCAGAAACAGUGAAGAUGCUGCUGCCUCUGCUAAUCCUUCAGCUGCUCUGGGCUCCAGUCUUCAUGGCACCCGGUGGCGACCAGUGGGACGCAUGGGGUCCGUUUGGUGAAUGCAGUCGUACCUGUGGCAGCGGCGUUACCAUGAGGACCAGACGCUGCAUCACCCACAGGACUGAUGGAGGACACAACUGUGUCGGGCCAGAGAAGUCCUACCGUUCCUGCAACAUCCAGGACUGUCCCGAGGGCUCGAAGGAUUUCCGUGAAGAGCAGUGUUCCCAGUUCGACGGAACCGACUUCCAGGGGAAACGUUACAAGUGGCUGCCCUAUUAUGGAGCUGAGAACCCCUGUGAGCUGAACUGUAUGCCCAGAGGAGAGAACUUCUACUACCGCCAUCGCAGCUCCGUGGUCGACGGGACGCCAUGUCACCCCGGACGGAAGGACAUCUGUGUGGGCGGAGUCUGUAAGCGUCUGGGCUGUGACAACGUGCUGGAGUCGUCUCAGCAGGAGGACCCCUGCCUGCAGUGUGGGGGCAACGGCCAGUCCUGCCGCCAGGUCAAGAACGCCUUCAACCUACGGGACCUGCCCACCGGAUACAACCAGAUGUUCAUCAUUCCUGCUGGAGCCACAACCAUCAGCAUCAGAGAAACCGUGGCAACUCGCAACUACCUCGCCAUCAAGAACCUGCGUGGAGAAUAUUACCUCAACGGUCACUGGGUCAUCGAGUUUUCCAGAGCGACGCCGAUCGCUGGAACCGUCCUCCAUUACCAACGUGGCGCGGAAGGCGACAAUGUCCCCGAAACCAUCAUCGGCCGCGGCCCCACCACCGAGCCUCUGGUCGUAGAGCUGAUCAGUCAGGAGCCCAACCAGGGCGUGGACUAUGAGUACUACCUCCCCAACGGACGCUCUAACCAGGGCUACUACUGGAGCCAUGGGUCCUGGUCCGCCUGCAGCCGUGAAUGUGGAUCAGGAUACCAGUCCCGUCUGGUUUUCUGCACCAUCGAUAACGAGGCCUAUCCCGACUACCUGUGCGCAUCUCUACCCCGACCUCAGAGCAACCGCACCUGCAACCCCCACCCGUGCCCCCAGACCCGCAGGAUGGCAUACCUGUAUCCACUACAGCUGUGGAGACCCUCACAAACACCCAGACCCCUGGUGUUCAGCUGGAGAACCGGUGAGUGGAACACCUGCUCCGUCACCUGUGGAGGAGGAUCCCAGGUCCGCACCGUGGAGUGCAUUUCCCAUGAUGCCUCAGGACCCCGUGUGGUGGAAGACGCCGUUUGCGCCGCCUACUCUGCGGCUCCGCCCACCCUGCAGACCUGUAACAUGCAGCAGUGCGCCGAGUAUCGAGUUUCCAGAUGGAGCCAGUGUUCGGUGACCUGUGGAUCCGGUGAACAGACCAGAGAUGUGACCUGUGUGGGUUCAGGGGGGAGGAUGCUGGAGGAAACCGCCUGCAGCACUUUGCUCCGCCCCCAGUCCGUCAGGCCCUGUGAGAUGGCCGCCUGCUCCAGACAGAUCAGCUGGCACGUCGGCGAGUGGGGGCUGUGUUCCAGGAGCUGCGGUUCUGGUUCCCGGGAGCGUCAGGUGAUCUGUUCGGACCGAGAGAGGAACCUGUACUCAGUGGACCAGUGUAACGCCCACCCCAAACCCUCCACAGUGGAGCGGUGCAACACCCAGCCCUGCUACAGCCCACAGAUCGUCCCCAGUGUUCAGGACCCACGAGGACAUGACAACACCCAGACCGUCUUCCAACCAUACGUCCCCGACACAACAGGUCGUCGGACAGAGACAGUGGACUCCACCCACACCAACACCGUCCAGGACCCCCAUAGCUCCGCCCCCGCCCUCCACUGCAGCCAAUCCCAGUACGGCUGCUGCCCAGACGGACGCACCUCGGCCGGUGGCCCACAGGGUCUGGGCUGCCCCCGGGCCCAGUCCCCCACCCCGGUCCAGCCCUCCUGUCUCCUGUCCAGUUAUGGAUGCUGCCAGGACGGACUAACGACGGCGCAGGGCCCCAACAAGGAGGGCUGUCAGGAGUACAUGGCCCCCACGCCCACGGCGGCUCCUUCUCUUCCCACUGAAAACGCCGUCCAGUGUCGAACCACCACCUACGGCUGCUGCUACGACCGAACCUCACCUGCCGCCGGACCCAAUGGCGAGGGCUGCCCUGACCCGCCCAGCUACAUCGAUCGUUCCAUCUGCUCCCUCCCUCGCGCUGCCGGCUCCUGCACCGGAUGGACGUCACGCUACCACUACGACGUCAUCACCUCCAAGUGUGUACACUUCUGGUAUGGUGGUUGCCACGGUAACAGCAACAACUUCAUGACCCGGGCCGAGUGCCAGAGGGCGUGCCCGGUGCCCGCCCCCAGCCAGCAGGCCCCCAGUACGGCUAUGACACCCGCCAGAGGAUCCGGAUCUGGGAGGGCCACGCCUGGACGAGGCACCGGCUCCGGAACUGGAACCGGGUCCAGAGGCGGAGCCAGAGCGGGAGGAUCCACGCCCGCCGGAGGGUCAGCGGGCGGCCGCGAUCGCAGCAUGGGCAGGGUCUUCACGGUCCAGGGCGGGUCCACCGGCGCCACCAGACAGGCCAGCAGCGCCGCCACGCACGCCCACAGAGCCCGGGUGUCCAUGCACGCCCGCCGGCCCUCGCACGCCGCCGCCGCUCAGCACAGCAGCCCCGCUGCCAGUUUGACGUUGGGUGGAGUGACCAUCGAUAAGUCGGACCCGUCCACAGUGGAGGCGUUGGUUGGACAGACGGUCGUCCUUCCUUGUAGAGUCAGUCCACCGCCGUCCGCAACCGUCACCGUGGAGUGGAGACGAGACGGCAUCGCCCUGUCCACCCAUAGACAUCACCAACAGUCCUCUGGGUCUCUGCUGGUCGGUCCUCUGUCCAAGUCGGACUCAGGUUGGUUCUUAUGCGUCGCUACUCGUGAGCGGGACAGAGACCACCGCUACAUCUACCUGUCUGUCUCAGAAGGAUCUCCGCUGGUUCCAACGUCGCUGCCCAGAGACGGACCUUUCCCACGGUUCAACAUCGAGCGUUCGGGUUCGUCGUUUCUGGAAAUGCAGUCGGGACAAACAGCCAGACUUCCCUGCACCAUCAUCCCUCGUUCAGCGCUUCAGUCGGUCAACAUCCAGUGGACAAAGGACGGACAGAUCAUCAGUAACUCCAGGUUCAGCCGGCGUCCAGACGGGACCCUGACCAUCAGUCCUCUGAGGUCUGAGGACUCUGGACUCUACACCUGCACCGCCUCCAGCCCACAUCAGCUGGAGCAGAGGCAGCUGCAGCUCAAAGUCCAAGCUGACCUGAGGAUCACCACAGCUCCUAACAACAUCCAGGUCCAUGAAGGCAGCACCGCCCUCCUGCCCUGUGUGGUGUCUGGAGACAACGUCAACAUCGGAUGGUCACGGAAUGGGGUUCCAGUGCGUCCGGAUGGGCGUAACGUCCUGUUGUCGUCCGACGGGAGCCUGAUCCUAAACAGCGUCAAAGCCUCAGAUGAAGGAACCUACACCUGUAACGCCUACACCGGCAUCUACUCAGUGAGCGCCACGGCUGAGGUGAAGGUCAUUAAAGACACACAACAAGGUUCUGAUGUUCCUCCAGAAUGUGUGGAUCAGCCUGAACUUGCCAACUGCGAACUCAUCGUUUACGCCCGACUUUGUUCCAACCCGUAUUAUUCCAGUUUCUGCUGCGCCAGCUGCACCAGGCACUCCAGGAACGACAGGUUUGGACGACUGUGGUAGAGGCGCCAACGUUCGGAAACUAUGGGAAACGGGUCGGGGUUGAAAUACCGGAGCGAAUUCAGAGGUUUUUACUCUGAAAUGGUGAAGCUUCCAAAGGGACUGGAACGAUCCGAGGAAACACCGACAGCGGUUUGUUCACGACGGCGACUGAAACAGAAACUUUUACCAAUUUAAUGACCUGAUAAAGUUCUAACAGAACUGGGCCGUACGACCAAAACAUCACUUCAAACCGAUGAUUAACACGGUAAAUAUUAAAUGAUUACUGCUGAUCUUCUGAAGAACGUUGAAGAAAACAGUCAGACAUAAAAGAUACAACAAGACGUAA
Messenger RNA from Sphaeramia orbicularis (orbiculate cardinalfish), 4314 nucleotides. RefSeq names its product papilin a, proteoglycan-like sulfated glycoprotein (gene paplna). The record is from RefSeq and is a predicted model, not a curated record. Gene Ontology annotation, biological process: extracellular matrix organization; proteolysis. The coding region runs from base 264 to 3989 and encodes 1241 amino acids. Lineage: Eukaryota; Metazoa; Chordata; Actinopteri; Kurtiformes; Apogonidae. Gene Ontology annotation, cellular component: extracellular matrix. The transcript is spliced from 28 exons. Gene Ontology annotation, molecular function: serine-type endopeptidase inhibitor activity; metalloendopeptidase activity.